This is a messenger RNA of Neocloeon triangulifer, 2084 nucleotides long. RefSeq names its product potential E3 ubiquitin-protein ligase ariadne-2 (gene ari-2). The record is from RefSeq and is a predicted model, not a curated record. Gene Ontology annotation, cellular component: ubiquitin ligase complex; cytoplasm. Gene Ontology annotation, molecular function: ubiquitin conjugating enzyme binding; zinc ion binding; ubiquitin protein ligase activity. The transcript is spliced from 9 exons. Gene Ontology annotation, biological process: positive regulation of proteasomal ubiquitin-dependent protein catabolic process; protein polyubiquitination; ubiquitin-dependent protein catabolic process. The coding region runs from base 187 to 1731 and encodes 514 amino acids. Lineage: Eukaryota; Metazoa; Arthropoda; Insecta; Ephemeroptera; Baetidae.
ACUUCAAAGAUGGAAGCUGGCAAUGAGCUGAAGUAAACAACUUUUUCAAAAUGGCCAGUCGCAAAUCGAAUUACAGUUUUUCGAAUUGAGGGUCGCGUUUUGAAGAAUCAACAAUACUGUGCUUAUGCAUACAAGGAAACUUCUCAUUUGAAGUCUAGAGACUGAAGAAGUGAGAGACGUUCCACCAUGUCAGGUCAAGGUGAGUCUGACAUGGACUACUCAGAAGAGGAGUUUGAAAAUUACUAUGAUGAGGCAGACACAUGUGAUCUGGAGCAAGUUGAUGUGAGCAAAAGUGACCCAGAGUACUUUGAGUUUGAGUGCCUGUCCGUCGAGGAGGUUGAGAGGCUGCUUAAUGAAUCUGUGGAAGAAUUGUCCAACUGCUUGAAGAUCACUCCAGCCCUUGCAAAGGUCUUACUCCACACCCACAAAUGGGCAAUCACCGAGGUGACGGACAAGUAUAAGAAAGACAGCCAAGCUCUUCUGGUUGAGUCACAACUUGAGCCGAGGGCAGAGAGCUCCUCCACUCACCGACGUCAGCAGCGCAGUCUCAGGUCAAACAGCAAUGUGCCCAUUGUCUGUUCCGUCUGCGUCCAGGCCACAGGCCAGAAUUUCUACAAGCUCUCUUGUGGUCAUUCCUUCUGCUCCAGCUGCUGGGUGAUGCACUUCCAAGUCCAGAUCUCGCAAGGUGUUUCCACAGGAAUCAAGUGUAUGGCCCAAGGCUGUGAGGUGUUGGCUACGGAAGACUUUGCUUUGAAAAUAAUCACCCUGCCAGAACUGAGAAAGAAAUACCAGUUGUUCACAUUUCAAGACUACGUCAGGUCGCAUCCCCAGCUAAGAUUUUGCCCCGGGCCAAACUGCCAAGUGAUCGUCAAAGCCAAGCUGCCGAAAGCAAAGAGAGCUGUUUGUAAAUCGUGCAAGACUGUAUUUUGUUUCAACUGCGGCAUUGAUUAUCACGCUCCCACUGAUUGCGGCACGAUUAAGAGAUGGCUCACAAAAUGUGCAGACGACAGUGAAACAGCAAACUACAUUAGUGCUCACACAAAAGACUGCCCAAAGUGCCAUAUAUGCAUUGAGAAGAACGGGGGAUGCAACCACAUGCAAUGUUACAGCUGCAAGCACGACUUUUGCUGGAUGUGCCUUGGCGACUGGAAGACUCAUGGCUCAGAAUACUACGAGUGUUCCCGUUACAAGGACAAUCCCAACAUAGCCAACGAGUCGGCUCACGCGCAAGCUAGGGAGGCUCUCAAAAAAUACCUGCACUACUAUGAAAGGUGGGAAAACCAUUCCAAGAGUUUGAAACUAGAGGAGCAGCAUUUGAAAAAGGUGACCAAGAAGAUUACAGGCAAAGUAAUGAACUCAGGGUCGGGCACCUGGAUUGACUGGCAGUAUCUCCUGGACGCAGCCGAGUUGCUGGCCAAGUGUCGCUACACACUGCAGUACACAUACCCAUUUGCCUAUUACAUGGAGCCAGGCUCCAGAAAAGAAUUGUUUCAGUAUCAGCAAGCGUCACUUGAAGCUGAGAUAGAAAACCUGUCCUGGAAAAUAGAGCGAGCUGAAAGCACCGAUCGCGGAGAUCUGGAGAACCAAAUGGAUGUGGCUGAGAAACGGAGGCUUACUCUACUCAAAGACUUCCUCAAUACUCCUGGACGUCUUGUGAUUGCGUUGCAUUCACAGACUGCGCCAACCACUUUUUACAAUCAGGACGCUCCAAUCGCUGCAAUUCAAAGUUAAACUGUUCGCAGUUGCCACUCCGACACAAUUGGAAGAUUCUGUGAAGUUCCUGACUCACUUCCAGAGGAGAAUCGUCUUCACAUUGGGUAUUGAAUUCCGAGUCUAAGAUGUCAAUCAGGAUGUCCUCCACUUCCUCCACUUCAAUAUUUACUAUAAUUUAAGAUAAAGGCUAUUAUUGUUUUAUUUAUGUAAAAAAUUGCAUCAAAAUAUUAUUUCAAUUUGUGAGAGGAAAAAUAAAUAACUCUACAAACCUUUAUUGCAAAAUGUGUCGGUCAUGUAAUCUGUAAACUGGCGUGCAGCUAAAUGACUUUGAUGUCCUCCCAUUCCAUGCUCAACAGCUAGCUGAAUUUUCA